UCCGACGACAGUGGUUUCAGUAUCACAGGCGCGACGGAUGGUAGCGCGCAGAUACAAGGUGCCAGCGACGGCCACUCUAAUUUCCAAAUUCACGGUGCCACUCGCGGGCCAGCGGAAAGAUACGUGCAGGGACCUACUGUAGGAUCGUACAACAUCCAAGGAUCAACGGAUGGACACGGUCAGUCGAUCAUUCAAGGUUCCUACGAUAGUAAUUUAGGACCUGCGAAAUCUCUUCAAUAUAACGAUCCCAGUGGGCUGAGAGUGAACUGGAGGUCGUACGAUCGUCGACCACAGCCGAAGGCGCGGCCGGAAGUGCAAUAUUCGGAGACCUCGGUUGCGAGUGUUCCAACAGCAUCGUCUCGACAAAAGUCUCAAGCGUCAAGGCGACCGCCACCGCCACCCGAGCCGCUUCAGCAAUCCAAGCCUUUGGAAAAUGCACCUUCGCAUAUCCAGCAUCUUCUUCAACUGCAAGCGCAGCUUCCAUACGUGAACAUCAUUCCUGAACCGUACAGGUAUGAAAAUUUGAUAGCAUCGCAGGGAAAUCAACAGCCUCGGUACGAACCUCAGUACGAACCUCAGUAUGAAGCCGAACCGCAGGAGGAACCAGCGCCGGAACCACGAAGACCAACUUACCGCGGGAAAUCUCGUGGUUCGCCAAGACACAGACGACAAGCGCCACAGUACAAGCAGGAAGCCGCUCCCGUACAGCGACAGCAACCCCGUAGACUUUCGCAACCACCGGCUGAACCUCCAAUUAACUACAACUCGAAUUUGCCGCCUCAUCUUCAACAAUUGUUGAAGUAUCAGGCUCAAACUCCGUACAUCAACUCGAUCCCCGAACAGUACAGGUGAAUGAAAUAUAUAUGCUUUCAUAUAUUUCAGUAUAUACAUUCCACAAUGAGAUAUAAGAUAAGUCAUUAAAAAUCAAGUUCUGAAUCAUUGUUACAGUGUUUCAGUGUAUGAAUACCACUUGCAAGUGAAGAUGGCGUAUUAAAAGUUUUUUUUUAUAUAAACAGGAUUAGUGUGUAUAUCAAAUUUGUCCUGUCUGCUCCUGGAGCUUGUAUAUACAGAGAAAGCAAAAAUAUGUUUUUCUAAUAAAAUUAUUCUCACUUUGUAGAAUGUACGUACUGAAUUGUGACAAUGAUUGAGAAUUUAAUUUUUAAAGACUCUUGUAUCACAUUAUAUUUCAUUAUGGGAUACUUACCGAAUUGUUUUUACUUAUUUUAUUUAUAUUAUAUAUAAUAUUAUACUAUUAUGUUAAUGUUGUCUUUUUUUCAAAUUUAAUCAUUCAACUGGCAAUAAUUAAAAAAAAAAUAAUAAAAUUUUGUACAGUAUCAAAAAGACAAUAUUACU
Messenger RNA from Heterotrigona itama, 1353 nucleotides. NCBI's taxonomy places the organism in Eukaryota, Metazoa, Arthropoda, Insecta, Hymenoptera, Apidae. The record is from the annotation of a GenBank genome assembly.